This is a messenger RNA of Aspergillus sclerotioniger CBS 115572, 1415 nucleotides long. Its product is annotated as Dcp1 family protein. Gene Ontology annotation, biological process: deadenylation-independent decapping of nuclear-transcribed mRNA; deadenylation-dependent decapping of nuclear-transcribed mRNA; positive regulation of catalytic activity. Lineage: Eukaryota; Fungi; Ascomycota; Eurotiomycetes; Eurotiales; Aspergillaceae. The record is from RefSeq and is a predicted model, not a curated record. Bases 104 to 1150 code for a protein of 348 amino acids. Gene Ontology annotation, cellular component: P-body. Gene Ontology annotation, molecular function: mRNA binding; enzyme activator activity. The transcript has a single exon.
GCUCUCCCUUCACUUCCCCCUUCACUUUCCCUUCUCUAAUCCCUCGCUUGCUCGCCCUCUCUUCCUUUUAGGUGUCUCCUUCCAGUAUAUAGACUUCCUCACAAUGACAGGCCGCAAGCCUCGCCGACAAAACAACAACACUAACAGUAAUAACCACCCCCAGAGCUACAAUCACAACCACCGUCGCCAUCUCAGUCAAGGUGCCCCCCAGCCCUCCGACUACGAAUCCGACUUUCAAAACUACUUCUCCGACACCCAGCAACUUCCCGACCAACAAGAAUCCUCGAUGCCCCCUUCGCUCCGUACCAACGAGGAGUUGAAUCUCUCCGUCCUCCGCCGCCACAACCCCGCCAUCACCUCCAUCCUCUCCCUCGCCCAAUACUCCGUCGUCUAUAUCUUCAGCCCAUCCUCCCGACAAUGGGAAAAGAACGGUAUUGAAGGCUCACUUUUUGUCUGCCAACUGACACAAGGCACCCUAGGCGAGGAGCGAUACUGUGUAUUCGUUCUCAACCGACGGGGUCUGAAUAACUUCGAUCUUCUCCUCACCGACGGCGACAAUGUCGAGAUAACCGAAGAAUAUAUUAUCCUCAAAUCCGACUACAACCCCGACAACCUAGACACGGGAGGUGCUGCGGGCGAUUACAACAAUAACAACAAUAGCGGCAACGGUACCAAUGGAUCUAGCAAACCCGGAAAUAACAACACCAAUGUCCGCAUCUACGGUCUCUGGAUCUAUUCGGAGCCUCCACCUAAUUCGACGGCCGAGACACGCACCAUAAACGCUCAGAUGAUUCGUGAAUGCGCUACUCAUGCCGGGCAGAGUAUGAGGUUGGCGCGCGAACGGCUGGAAGCGACACACCAGAAUGGUCUGCACGUCGCCGCCGCCGCGGCAUCCGUGACCGCGCCUCCGCUGCAGGAGGUGCAGUCGAGUGUGCCGAUGGGCCGACAGAUCUCACUCAAGGAUCUCUUUGGGCAGCAGCGGACGCAGGAUGAUGAGUGGAGUGUACGGGCACAUCAACUUGGACCGGGCGAGUGGCAGCAACCGCCGCCGGUGGGGAUGCCUAGCGCAGGAGCAGCUCCAGCGCCACAGCAGGAUGUGUUGGGGGAUCUGUUUCGGAGGGCUGGGCUAGCGUAUCAGGGGGGUCAGUAGUGCAGCGCUACUGGCUCUUUGACUCAAUUGUUCCCUGAUGAUCUUCAUCACGAGAUAUGCCCGAGGCGUAACGUGAUCCCGCCAAGAGAUACCCAUGAGCUCCUACUCUUUAUAGAGUGCUAUAUGAAACCUUCGUCCAUUAAUCCCUGAACCCGUGGUCUUUAAGCGUCUAGUCUAUCAUCCCAGCCACGCAAUUCCGGUAAUCAAUCAGCAACAAUAUCCAUCACCAUCCCCGCCACCUUACUCGCCGUAACAUCACUAUGAC